Molecule: messenger RNA, 1923 nt
Organism: Fusarium mangiferae
Lineage: Eukaryota; Fungi; Ascomycota; Sordariomycetes; Hypocreales; Nectriaceae
Exons: 7
Coding region: 1-1923 (640 amino acids)
Biological process (GO): regulation of DNA-templated transcription
Cellular component (GO): nucleus
Molecular function (GO): DNA-binding transcription factor activity, RNA polymerase II-specific; transcription cis-regulatory region binding; zinc ion binding
Source: RefSeq, a predicted model, not a curated record
AUGGCUCCAACACCAUCAUCAGACGAGUCACCCGCGUCGACGUCCGGCCCGGGCCUCACACGAGCGCCAGACUCACCGCAAAGCAAAAUCAGACGAAAUGUAGCCUGUAUCAGUUGUCGUGACUCAAAGGUGCGGUGUCGAGCGAGUCCUGUCACGGGACAGCCAUGUCAACGAUGCGCCAAGUUGCAGAUCUCGUGCGUAUACGACAGAUCACACAAGAGAGUGACAAGGAGAAGUAAACUCGAGCUUCUGGAACAAGAGCUCAGAUCCAUCAAAGAAGUUGUACAGCCCAAGAGUAACGCAGAGUCACCAUCAGUCUCUCAAAGAAACGGAACUGUGUUUCCUACACAGCCGUCUCAAUUGCCUCCAGUCACAAAUGGAGCCGUCUUUUCAUUAUCCAGCAACCUGCAAAGCCCUCAACAACCCCAGUCGUUCGUGCCAUCAGCGACAUUGCUCGAAAAGACAGAGCCUACAAAACCUCGCAUGCUAGAUGGUAAAUUGGUGUCUGGACAGGAUAUUGACUGGUACUUUGAGAAGUAUUUGCAAUACUAUCACCCUUAUCUACCCAUAUUGAGGAAGAAAGACCCAGAUGAAUGCUUCGAAGCAUCAACAACUCUCUUCUGGACAGUAAUAUCGACAGCUUGUCGUCGAUAUGCUAAAGAUGAACAACUUGUAACCGUACUCCUCGAUUCUCUUAACCGCGACGUUUGGGGCCUGCUUCAAGCCAUUACAUUAGACCUCGAGUCUAUUCAGACUCUCUUGAUAAUCUGCACUUGGCCAUUCCCGACCAUUAGGUUUGUCACCGAUCCGUCGCCUAAUUUUAUAAGCAGUGCCCUCAACGCUUGCAUGCUUCUCGGCCUGCAUACUGGCCGAGGAUCUCAUCCAAGCUUCUUGAUUGGGGGACGCCAGCACAUGACAUGCACAGACUAUGAGGCAUCCAUAACGUGGGUGUUCUGUAGUAUUCUCGCUCAAAGAGUGUCUACAGGCAAUGGGCAUCCGCCUCCUUUCCUCCAGCAUAACGACACCAAGUGCAAGGAUGCCAUCAAAGAUAGUCUUGCGCCGGAGUUGCUCACCUUUUUUGAGCUACAGAAGUUUUCAAAUAGAUUACACACAGCCAUGUAUGCCCAGAUAUCGGCAAGCAAUGGGGUUCCUGAAACCAUCGUCAAGAUGUGGGAAGAUGAGUUUGAGCUUCUAAGACCCCUCGUCACCCGUGUCGAAACAGUUGCUCAACUCGAAGUCCAGGCUUACUAUUAUAUCUCGCCCCCUGACCAGCGCCCCAAUUUCACCCUCAAUACUCUCCGCACAUACAAUACCUCACAGAAUCUUAUCAACACAGCCCUCACACUCGAAUCAAUGUGCCAACUACUUACACACAGUCCCCACUGGGUCUAUCGUGCUUUAGUCGAUGCCAGCUGCAUCCUCCUAUCCACGCUACACUCCACUGCUGCCCCGCAACAUCUCUCAACCUCAGACGCUGAGGUUGUCGCUGCGCAGGUUCUAUCCCUUCUAAGAACCUGCUCAGUUCGUGAUAAUGACCUCCCCACACGAGGCUCCAUCAUUCUUGAGACUUUCUGGUCUGUAAGGCAUUUACUCCCUAAGUGGGACAUUCCCGUUGGUGCAUGGCCGGAUCGUAUAGGUGCUGCCACAUCGUAUUGGUGUCUCACGGCCUUCAAGAAUGCGUUGCAGGAGGCCAAGAAUAUCACAGAUGGUACACAAAAAGGCAUUGAUGCCUUUCAACAAAGGCUCCCGGGGACCAACAACGGUGAUAGUGACGAGGGCAAUGGCAACGCUAACACAGACAUCAAUGGCCAAGAACACACUGUGGACAAUACCAUCGAUCCCCUCCAGGGAAUUGACUGGUCCAUGAUCAUCGAUGACUUUGGCUGGAUUGGAGAGGGUCCCGUGUUUCUUGGGCCAGCAUGA